AUGGUUAAUAAUCUCACUUCUGGUAUUGCAGCCACGUCGUUUAAACACAAUCAUCCUCAACAUGCAACUUCCCCUCCACCAGCAAUUUCUAUAAAUACCAGUUCACCAAGAAUACCCAAUCAUUCCCCUAUUUCACCUCCUUCAGCUAACAAUAGCAACAGCAGCAACAAUAGUAGUGUUUCGGGAUUUCCAUUUUCAUCUACAGUGAUUUCUCCUAGAAAUAGUAUUACAUCGUUUAGUAACCCAACUAAGCAACUACGGGCUAACAGUAUCAACAGUGAUAAUGGCAACAAUAGCAAUGGAAGAAGGACGAGUAAUUCCAAUUAUUCAAUCACUUCAACUCCAACUACGAACAAUCGAUACUCAUUUAGUGAAUAUUCCAAUGAACAAAUUAUUGAUUUAAUGGAAAGAGAACAAGAUGCUAUUGUCUUGAAAUUAAUGAAAGAAAUUGAAUUUUUAAAACAAGAAAAUAAAAUGUUACGACUGACUCCUGGCGGUAAUAGUGCUACUAGUGGCACUUGCAGUCCCAGUAAUAGUAUGAGUAGUCCUUCAACACCACCAGUUCGUCGAUCUUCAUCAUUAUCGUCUCGUCGAUCGUCAAUCACAACCAAUAAUCUCAAUAGCACAUCAUUUGGUGCUGGUAUUAACGAAAGUUCAAGAAUGGGGAAUUGUGGUAGCGGUGCUAAUAAUACUGCAAUGUCUGCCCCUGUAUUUAAUUAUCCAUUUAGAGAUUGUUCAUCUACGAUAAAUUCAGGUUGUAAUUUUGAUGAGAUUCGGAAAAAGCAAAAGAGUGAAAUGACGUCUAGUAUAUCUAUAGCUCGGAAACCAAGUUUGAAUGGUAGAUAUGAAGAAAUUAUUGAUGAAAAUCGAAAUUUAAAAAGACAAUUGAAAAAACUACAAGGAGAAUUGGAAUUAUUGAAGAAAAAAUAA
Candida albicans SC5314 is the source of this 930-nucleotide messenger RNA. RefSeq lists its product as uncharacterized. The transcript has a single exon. NCBI's taxonomy places the organism in Eukaryota, Fungi, Ascomycota, Pichiomycetes, Serinales, Debaryomycetaceae. Bases 1 to 930 code for a protein of 309 amino acids. The record is from RefSeq and is a predicted model, not a curated record.